Laccaria bicolor S238N-H82 is the source of this 240-nucleotide messenger RNA. RefSeq lists its product as uncharacterized. The transcript is spliced from 2 exons. Lineage: Eukaryota; Fungi; Basidiomycota; Agaricomycetes; Agaricales; Hydnangiaceae. The record is from RefSeq and is a predicted model, not a curated record. Bases 1 to 240 code for a protein of 79 amino acids.
AUGACAUCCAACCUCGGCUCACAUACAAACCCCCUCAACGCGGCCUACGCACGAACGAACCAUGACUCGGAUCACGUUCGCCCGACUCAAUCCCUUCAUCGCCUAUUUCAGUACGCUCGUCUUCAUCGACAAUUUGGACAUUUUGAACUUCGCGUCAUGCCCUCUAGAUCUCCACCCACACUUCCCCAUCACCCGCCCAACCCCCACAGAGUAUCCCGCGCAAAGUCGACCGAACAAUAG